UCCCAAGCACUUACACUAUUUACUCGGUACGCCGCUGGCACUGGGGACCUUCCUUCUUCACGCCUUGCCAUGCCAUCCCAUGCUCCGGUCAAUAGCCCUGGAUCCCAACCCAACCCCCAGUGGGGUGUAAGUGGGCGAAGUGGCCACACCUAACCUCUUUUUCCGCUGCUUCACCCAUCGGUCCCCGGUCUAUUGCCCGCGGAUGGACACGCUUACAUCAAGUCCUGCAGCUCGUCCGUCGUUGUGGUCACUGGUGAUCGCUCUGUAUCUGCUCUGCUCCGCCCCUCUUUUCGUCCCUAGCUUUCGUUUGCCGUCGGUCACUCACUUUGGAAAAAGAUUCGAGACUACCAUGUCUACCGUGCCGUUGUAUGGUAUACAGUAUACGGAUACACCACACACACCAACCAUGGGACCAUUCGGCACAUCACAGAACCGUUGGCCCGCCGUUGAAAUGCCCACCAAGCCUCCACGGUACCCAGUUCUCAACCGAGACUGGCUCAGAAUCGAGCCGCUCCAAGAGCUCCAAGGGACCUCGGCGUUCGGCCGAUUCCACUUCUUCUCGAGACGUUUUGUCGCUGAGGCGAGCCAGGCCAUGCUCCCCAGCUUGCCCAGUUGAGCUCUCCACCAUUUCAGGAUUGCUUAUAUCUGCUCCCGUCCCUCUUGGCUUGGUCGUCCCCUUUCCUUCUUUCCCUUCUCCCGCCGUGGCCACCAUCAACCCUCCGUCCCCCUCCCUCCCCCUCCUCUCUUUGCCUGCUUUCUUCAGGUGAAAGCAAGGAAAGCCUUCAGCCAUUGAACCUUGCCACGGGGCACCGUCCCAUUGUUCCAAGGUUCCGUUUUGGCCUGUCCGCAACACAUCCGACGAGACAGUCGUCUAAAUACCACCGCUUGCCCGCCCUUCGUCAUCGCCGUGCGAGCCACCCCGAGUCGUCUUCGUCCAACUUCUAUUUACGACCCAAACGAAGUCUCUCGGACACCUCGCUGUCUUUCUUCACAAUGGCGACCCAUCAGAAUCGCCAUUCUGCCCCCAUUGGCGUCCUUCCCGUGCCCCAUGGCCCUGAGACGGGCGACGAGCACAAUGACUUCCCCACAGAACAUACCACAGAGUAUGAACGCCAGAUUUUUGGCCAUGUCACGCGCCCCGACGACUCCUACACGCCCGACGGUACCUACUGGGCUGAUUUGCCCUGGUGGAAGCGUGUCAACUUCGUGAGCAAGGUCGACCGCGAGGAAGCCCUCAAGGAGCUCAGGGCCACCGGUGACAUGAUGAAGAAGGACCCUCUUUCGCCCCUGGCUUGGUACUUUCGCAACGCCGUACUCCCUGGUGCCGGCCUCGGUCUCGAGGGCUACGUCUUGUUCUCCAUUGGUAACCUGGAGCCCUUGUUUGCUGCUGUCUGGCCUGAAUGCUGGGGAAAGGCGCAUACUGUGUGUUCCCAGAAUUGGGUCGCCUCCGUCACUUAUCUCGAGAUUGUCGGUAUUAUGAUUGGUCAAGCCGCCAUUGGUGUCAUCGGUGACUGGAUCGGCCGUCGCUUCGGUCUCAUUCAGGACGCCGCCAUCAUGUUUGUCGGUCUGCUGCUCCUGACGGGCAGCUGGGCCGCCUCCAUGCAGGGCUGGGUCAUCUUCUACGCCUGGUCCCUCUUCUUCUACGGCUUCGGUGUCGGAGGUGAAUACCCCAUUACCGCUACGUCCUCCAUGGAGAACUCGGUCGGCGCUGGGCGCAUGUCCACGCGCGACGACCGUCUGCACCGUGGCCGCAAGGUCACCAUGGCUUUUCUGAUGCAAGGCUGGGGUCAGCUCGUAAACCAAGUCGUCCUUAUCGUUCUGCUCGUCAUAUUCAACCGCGGCUACGGCAACGGCCCGUACUCCGUCUCCGCCGCCCAGUACACUUUCCGCCUCUCCUUCGCCCUUCCCGCCAUCGGCACCCUGUGGCUCGUCUACUACCGUAUCUGGAAGAUGCCGCGCGCGAACCAGCAGCUCGCCCUCGCCAAAAAGAAGCAAGGCGUCACCGGCUACGACGUCAACGCUCUCAAGUAUUGCUGUCAGCACUUUGGCGGCCGCCUCUUGGCCACCGCUGGUACUUGGUUUUGCAACGACGUCUUUUUCUACGGCAACAAGCUCUUUCAGGGCCAGUUCAUCUCUAUCAUCUCCAGCAACCCGGACUCACUCCUGACCAAGUGGACCUGGGGCUUGAUCAACGUCGUCGUUUCCCUCUGCGGCUACUACCUCGCCUCCCUCUUUAUUGACAACAAGCUCUACGGCCGCAAGAUGAUGCAGCAGGUCGGAUUUCUCAUGUGCUUCGUCAUGUUCGUCAUCCCCGCCUUCAACUACGACUACUACGUCAGCCCGGCCGGCGUCCACGCUUUCCAGGCCAUGUACUUCCUCAGCUCCUUUUUCAAUCAGUUCGGCCCCAACUCGGUCACCUUCCUCGUCGCUGGCGAGGUGUUCCCCACACCCAUCCGCGCCACGGCCCACGGGUUCUCCGCCUGCAUCGGAAAGGCCGGAGCCCUCCUCGCCUCCGUCCUGUACAACUACAUCGACACCCGAACCAAGUUCUUAGUCGUCCCGUGGUUCGGUCUUGCCGGCAUGCUCCUCACCUGGCUCUUCCUGCCCGACACCACGGGCCUGGACCUCAAGGAGCAGGAGCGUCGCUGGACCUACAUCCGCAACGGCAAGGAGUCGGAAUACCAUGGCGUCGCCGUACACCCCACCCAUCUCAGUGUCUGGGAACGUCUACGUGGCGUCGGCAAGCAUUACGAUGCCGAGAAGGACCACAAGGCGCAGAUCGAGGACAUGCGCAAGGAGUGGGAAGAGAGGCAAGCGGCGCAGGGCGAGAAAGAGCCCGAGGUCUGGGAGGACCCGGACAUGUUCUCCGAGGCCAUGCACGGAUACUUUAAGGAGCAACAUAAGAACAAGAGCUCCGGGGGCGUCAUGGCGGCCGAGGCCUCGUCGUCGUCGUCGUCGAGGGAGAAGGAGGCUGGCGACGAGAUCCAGCCCAGCCCUCUUGUCGGGGAAAUGAGGGAUCUGGAUGAGAAGCGGGGUUAAUGGGAUUGGUUUGCACAAAACACAAGUAUUGCAUCAUAAUCAAGGAGUACCAAAAGAACAGGGUUUGGAGUUAUCAUCGACACGAGGCGGCUUCUUGCAUUGGGCCGGGUUGGGUAGAGGAAAGCAUAGUAAGAGCAUGGCGCAUACAAAACGCCUCAAUAUUUAUGACCUAUUAUGACCAUCA
Messenger RNA from Colletotrichum destructivum, 3223 nucleotides. Its product is annotated as Putative major facilitator, sugar transporter, MFS transporter superfamily. Gene Ontology annotation, molecular function: transmembrane transporter activity. Gene Ontology annotation, cellular component: membrane. Gene Ontology annotation, biological process: transmembrane transport. Lineage: Eukaryota; Fungi; Ascomycota; Sordariomycetes; Glomerellales; Glomerellaceae. The transcript has 2 exons. The coding region runs from base 994 to 3039 and encodes 681 amino acids. The record is from RefSeq and is a predicted model, not a curated record.